GAGUCAUCAUUGCGGGGGAGCUGAGGUCCACGCCGACACACAGGGGAUCGGAAUGGGGUGUAUUUGUCAGAAGAGGUGACGAGAACGGAAAUACAUGAAGCAAAGCUAUGAAGAAAUCUUUUAAUAACAGAAGCAAGGAGUCCAACUCUAAUAAAUCAAGCAUUUUCUCAGAUACCUAUAUGUUCUCAAAGGUGACAGUAAACAUAAACCCCAAACCUUUCUCAUGUUCUGAAUGUGUAAAACUUUUUUUCACCUACCCAGAGCUUGUCCGUCAUCAGAGAAGUCACACAGGAGAAAAGCCCUUCUCAUGUUCUGAAUGUGGAAAAUGUUUUGGGCGACAUUCAAAUCUUGUUACACAUCAGAGAACUCACACAGGAGAGAAACCAUUCUCAUGUUCUGAAUGUGGAAAAUGUUUUGUUCAACAUUCAAAUCUUGUUACACAUCAGAGAACUCACACAGGAGAGAAACCAUUCUCAUGUUCUGAAUGCGGAAAAUGUUUUGGACACCGUUCAAAUCUUGUUAUACAUCAGAGAACUCAUACAGGAGAGAAACCAUUCUCAUGUUCUGAAUGUGGAAAAUGUUUUGUUCAACAUUCAGACCUUGUCAGUCAUCAGAGAACUCACACAGGAGAGAAGCCCUUCUCAUGUUCUGAAUGCGGAAAAUGUUUUGGAUACCGUUCAAAGCUUGUUACACAUCAGAGAACUCACACAGGAGAGAAACCCUUCUCAUGUUCUGAAUGUGGAAAAUGUUUUGGGCACCAUUCAAAUCUUGUUACACAUCAGAGAACUCACACAGGAGAGAAACCAUUCUCAUGUUCUGAAUGUGGAAAAUGUUUUGGUCAACAUUCAAAUCUUGUUACACAUCGGAAAACUCACACAGGAGAGAAACCAUUCUCAUGUUCUGAAUGCGGAAAAUGUUUUGGACACCGUUCAAAUCUUGUUACACAUCAGAAAACUCACACAGGAGAGAAACCAUUCUCAUGUUCUGAAUGUGGAAAAUGUUUUGUUCAACAUUCAGACCUUGUUACACAUCAGAAAACUCACACAGGAGAAAAGCCCUUCUCAUGUUCUGAAUGUGGAAAAUGUUUUGGAUGCCAUUCAAGUCUUGUUACACAUCAGAGAACUCACACCGGAGAGAAGCCUUUGUAAUGUAGUAAAUGUGGGGAAUAUUUUGCCAGUAAAUCAGAGCUUUAAAUAAACAAAAGAACAUAGAGGUAAAACCACUAUAAAAUGCACAGCAUCCUGAGUUAAAAGAUAAAAAUAAUAACUUAUACUUAACAGUAUCAGGCAAUGUGCACUAGUACAGGAAUACGGUUUCUAAAAGGAAAUAGAUAAAACAUACACAGUGUAAUCUAUUACAAUACAAUGGGUGUGUAUAUGGUUUCACUCACAAGUAUGGAGCCGUGCCAGGCUCUAUGUAAAUAGCCUCAGGGGGCCAGUACUGGCUUCGGUAGGUGUCUACAGGCAAGACAGGCAGAAUAAAUUUUAAAAAUGUAUUUAUUGGAAAAUUAAAAGUUGGACAUAUAAAAAUCAGUGUGUAAUGCACAAAUAAAUAUACACUACCGCAUAAUGUCCUUGUAAUAUAGCAAUACAAAAUUAC
Molecule: messenger RNA, 1599 nt
Organism: Pelobates fuscus (common spadefoot toad)
Lineage: Eukaryota; Metazoa; Chordata; Amphibia; Anura; Pelobatidae
Product: gastrula zinc finger protein XlCGF17.1-like
Exons: 2
Coding region: 108-1148 (346 amino acids)
Source: RefSeq, a predicted model, not a curated record